GGGAGAGCAGAGACUGAGCUGGUGUCUUUGCAAGCAUUUACAUCAGCAUCGUUCCUCAGAAAAAUGUCUGCCACAGCUGUUGUCAUCCAGGGAGAGGAUGCACAAGGCAGAUCAAGGAAUGGGAGGAGAAAGAGGCUUUUACAGUGAGAAGUACCUCAGCAGCAUUCACAAGGUACAGUGAUUGAUGUCCACUGUGUACCUCAGCAGUAGGAGCUAAACCAGGUUUUCAUCCUUAGAGACCAAAGCAGCAGACAGCUGCAUCAGGGAAUACUCUGUUUCAGGGUGGUUUGCAACUGAUGGCAAAACAUGAAGAUUUUUUUGAUGGACAGGAAUUAUAAAAUCAGAUCACCUGCCCCCCGACUGCAAGGCAUCUUUUGACCUCGUUUUCAAGCCGCUGUUUCCUGGCCGUACUUCUUCCUGGCUGUGAAGGAUGGGUUAUGGGCCUGUGACUUCUCCUGCCCACCUGCCUCAUCCCACCCUUCAAUGGAGCCGACGUGGAACUCCUCCCACCCACCUCCACAGCUCAUGUCCAACAUGUCUGCCUCCUCUCUGCCUGAGGGUUGGGCUCUGUCUCAGUCGCUAGCCCUGCUGGCCAUGCUGCUCAUGGAUCUGCUAGCUGUGGUGGGUAAUGUAGCUGUCAUGGCGGUCAUUGCCAAGGCCCCACAGCUCCACAAGUUUGCCUUUGUCUUCCACCUGUGCUUGGUGGACCUGCUGGCAGCACUGGUGCUGAUGCCCCUCGGCAUGCUCUCAAGCCGAGCCUUCUUCGGGGAGGCCCUGUGUCGGAGCUACCUCUUUCUCAGUGUGUGCCUGGUCAGCGCUGCCAUCCUGUCUAUUUCUGUCAUAAACGUGGAGCGUUAUUACUACAUUAUUCAUCCAAUGCGCUAUGAAGUGAAGAUGACUGUUGGCUUAGUGGCUUCAGUGCUGGUGGGGAUCUGGGUCAAAGCCCUGGCCAUGUCUGCUCUGCCGCUGCUCGCCUGGUUCCUGCAAGGUGGAAGAACUCCACUUCUAGAGAGCAGUGGGGUGGGUGGAGGAGGAGGUGGGCCUGUCCCAUCUCCACCUGCACAGGGGCAUAGGCGAUGUUCACUACACUGGACAGGUGGAGGGUCAAACCGCUUGGCCUUCAUGGUUCUUUUUACUCUGGUCUAUUUCUUGUGCCCACUUCUUGUCAUUCUUGUUGUGUACUGCAAUAUGUUCAAAGUGGCCCGGGUGGCUGCCAUGCACCACGGGCCUCUGCCUACCUGGAUGGACACUCCUCGUCGCCAGCGGUCAGAGUCACUCAGCAGUCGUUCCACUAUGGUUACAAGCUCUGGGACGGGGACGGGGACAGGCAGAGCCACACCACAACGCCCCUUUGGUGGAGGAAAAGCUGCAGCGGUGCUGGCAGCGGUAGGUGGUCAAUUUCUGUGCUGCUGGCUGCCAUACUUUUCUUUUCACCUGUAUUCAGCGCUGGCUGCCAGCCCUCCGGCCACCCUGGCCUCCCUGGAGGAGGUGGUCACCUGGAUUGGCUACUUCUGCUUUACAUCCAAUCCCUUCUUCUACGGCUGUUUGAACAGACAGAUCCGGGAAGAGCUGGGAAAGCAUCUGCCUUGUCUUUUUCGUCGAGCAGGGGUCGAGGUGGAGGAUAGACUACCAAGCCGUGAUGGGUCCAUAGAGGAGAAUUUCCUCCAGUUUCUUCAGGGCACUGGCUGCAACUUGGAUCCUCAAAACUCUCACAGCACCUCCAGUCCUAAGGGCGAGGCCGGCUGCCCUAUGGCUCAGUCCCAACCACCUGAGCCAGCACAGCCCAUACCCAUUGAUUUCCGCAUUCCUGGACAAAUUGCAGAGGAGACUUCAGAGUUUAUCGAGACUGAACAGGUGAAAAAUAACCAUAUAUAUACAGACAACUAAGUUUUUACAACAGCAUCUGUAUUUUCUGAAAAUAAGUCUAAUUUUGUUCCUCAGAUAUAAAGUGUUUCAGGAGUUAUUUCAGUGACAGUAUGUUUCUGUGUCCAACUGGUAGCUCAGCUCAUUCAAAAAAAUAACUUUAAAUUGUGUUUUUGAGUCAUUGCACUUUGCCUCGUCAGUUUUCAUUCUAGUUUUGAAAACAUCCACAAUGAUACAAUCAAAUGCAUUUGUUGGAGAUGCAUUUGAACUGUUGUUUGUGAACAGGGAAAUCACUGCUAGUUUAAAAAAAAAAUGGCUGUAUUUUGGGCCUUCCACACAAAUGCUCAGCUCUGUACAGUAAAUAACUCAGUGAAUCAAUGUUGAUGUAACUCAUUAAAGUCUUUUUUAUUUAAAAAAAAAAAAAAUAAAUAAAAAUGUUUUUCUGGGAAGGAAAUGGAAAAUUCAUAAAGUUUAAGUUUUGGGAAGACCCCAUUUGAUCUGGAACAAAGGUGAUGCUUUGUCUAAAUUAGUGACAUGUUUGUGUAGUAACAUUGUGCUACUGGACAACAUACCUUUGAUAUUCAUAAAUAAUGAUUACAUAAGUACCUACAUAUAAGGGAAUAUGAAAUUAUGCCAAACUAUUUCUAUUCCUUUUUUAAACUGUGGCAAGUAGAUUUUUUUAAUAAUUAAUUUAGACUGCAUGUUAACUACUGUCCUAUAAAAAAAAAAAAAACAGCAAUAAAAACAGAGACGACAAUAACUAAUGAAUCCAUUGAAAGAGAAGCACUGCUGUCACUUUUGAUUGGUAGUGGUAAUGCCACAGUUAAUCCAUGUGCCGAUAAUCAAAUCAUAACUGAGGAACAUACAGGUUACAGCUUAAUGAUAAGUUGUUUACAGAUAAUGAAUGAAUUUUCUUUUCUUUUCCCUGACCCUUGUUCCAAAACACCUUUUUAAAACAGUUUUUCUAACAGCUCUACUGCGACUCUGUUCAGGAUGUUGGUUGACUUUAUAGGUCAUCUUAAGGGUCACUUAGCUUUCUGCCAUGUAAUGUACUUGUUCAUGUAUUUGGAUAUAAAUCUUAAAAAUUAGUAUUAUAUUGAUGCACUGCGUUACAUUCAAAUAUAAUUCUAUUCCUUACAUUGUUUAAUGUACUGAACUGUACAUUAUGUUUAGUAAAACUGUAAAAGUUUUGGUUGUGUAUUCCACUCAACAAGCCAAUUUUGCUUUUUGUUAGUGUGUCUAAGUAUUUGUCAUGGUUUUAUUCGAAUAUGGAUGAUUUUGACAUGUAUGCAGUAACUGCCUUUUUGUGUGAGAUUGCUAUUGCAAGAUGGACGUUUAGAUUUAUUUUUACUGCCCUGCUCUUCAGGGUAUAUAAAGUACCUCAGAUGCAGGAAAAAAAAGGAAAAAAAAAAAAUUUUACAGUCGAGCGCAGUUCUAUGUCAAGUAUGAUUCCUGCACAUGUUCUUAUGUUAUAAGGAAACAAAGCAGAUGUGAUUUACACAGAGACAUUUAUUACAAAUAAAGUUUUCAGCCUGAAUGUGAUGAUGAGAUGAAGUAGUGUUUUAUAGCAAACUGUUAGAGAUUGGAGAUGUUCGAUUGAAUGACAGAUUUUUGAAUGUGGACACAGGGUUUUUAAGAUAUUUUUAAUAAAGGUCGUUUCAGUGACACUUUCAAUCCAAAAUUAAAAGUGAUCUUGAUAUAUUCUAUUCAUCUUGUCAAAAUACCCCAAACUGUGAAUCAUUUGUGUUAGGAUUUUCACUUGUUCACAGGUUGUUUUAUAUGCUGUGAUUAAAAGAAAUGAAUGACUUCCAUUGUGCUACAAUGACAUGAAUGUGUGUAGAAAAAAAUGGCUAAAAGUUGAGUGAAAGGUGCGUUGUAAUAAAAAGUUUCUAUGUUUGUAACACA
Messenger RNA from Sphaeramia orbicularis (orbiculate cardinalfish), 3768 nucleotides. Its product is annotated as G-protein coupled receptor 61-like. Gene Ontology annotation, molecular function: G protein-coupled receptor activity. The record is from RefSeq and is a predicted model, not a curated record. Bases 484 to 1887 code for a protein of 467 amino acids. The transcript has 2 exons. Lineage: Eukaryota; Metazoa; Chordata; Actinopteri; Kurtiformes; Apogonidae. Gene Ontology annotation, biological process: G protein-coupled receptor signaling pathway. Gene Ontology annotation, cellular component: endosome; plasma membrane; signaling receptor complex.